GUGUUUUUGAAUGGAAACUUCUAAUAUCUCAGAAUAAUCAAACAGACAUCGGAUUGUUUCUUUUUAUUUUUGAUAAAGAACAUUUAAUGUUUUUAAUUAAUUAUAAAUCUAAAUCCUUAAACUUGUAUAUAUACUAAUAAUUCGAACCUAUUCCCAAACCAUCACGUUUCACCAUUUGUUUUCUUGCUCUCUACUCCAUUAAUUCCAUUGAUCUCUGCAACGUGAAUUAAGCUAGAAGCCAUGGAGUUUUGCAUCCAAUUUGCAACACAAUUGAUUCUUAACGAGAUGAAAAAGAAUGUGAGUAGUGCUAAAAACGUUGUAAUGUCUCCUCUGUCAAUAAAUUUGAUGCUGAAUAUGUUGGCUGCUGGCGCUGAAGGUAAGACAUUAGAGCAGUUGUUGAAAUUUCUUGGUUCAGAAGGAAUCCAAGAUUUGAACCAAAAAUCUUCUGUUAUGGUGUCUCUUCUCCACUCCUCUGUCUCUAAGGCCUCCACCCCUUCCCCUCUUCCCACUACUCAAAACCAAACAAAUCGUCAGAACACAGAAGAACAACAACCACUUUUUUCGGUUGCAAACGCCUUAUGGGUUGAUAAUCGCAUUCACUUAAUUCCAUCUUUUAAAGAAAUCACUGAAACAAUCUACAACGCAAAAGUGGAAAACGUCGACCUUACAUUGGAGGUAUAAUUUCAUUUUCUUUUUAUUCUAUAUCUAUAAUUGUUUUCUUUGUUCAUUCAUUUAUUCCAAUUUUUAUUUUUUUUUGUAAUUUUCAUAUGUAGGGUGAUAAAGUUAGGGAAGAUGUAAACAUAUGGGUGGAAAAGGAGAUCGAGUUCUCAUUCGGAAGGCAGAAGAUCAUGGUUUUCUGCACUCAAUCAAAACAAACACCGAAUCAAGUUUCCCCAAUUCGUCUUGGACCUCAUGCAAGGCCGUUCCAUUCGAUGUCAGAGGUGGCAAAGGGGGUUUUCUUACUUGAUCUGAGUUUUGGUUUUUGGGAAAGAAGAUUAGGGUUUUGAUGAAAAAUCAAGUUUUGGGGGUGUUCUUAUUUGGCAUCUCAUUUAUUUAUUAUCAUCAAGCGAAACAAAGAAAAAAGAAGAUAGAUCUAUCAUUUGUCCAUGCUUCAAGGUCGAAGACAUUUCUCAGGAAGAUUGAGCUCUCUGCGUUUUUCUCGAUCUAUGAAUCCAUUUCCCCGGUAAUAUGAAUUUUUUCCCCUUUAUCUCUAUAUGAUUGUUGUUUGUGGAUAUUGUUUUUUCAUUGGUAUUAGGGUUUCUUUCUGUAAUUGCUCUUAGCUGAGUGGAUUUUUAGAGUAACUUAAAUUCACGGUUAAUAAUAUAUUUUUUUGUUUUUUUCUGUGAGGGAUUUGGGAUGUUUUGGGGUCGGCCUAGGAUGGGCAAUCGGAGAUGGAGAGCUCGGUUGGCCUUGGGAGAUGGUAAUUUGGGUCACUCUUUCUUCUGCUGAUUCUCAGAAGCAAUUGAGAAGUGUUGAAAUUUUUUAGGUCAUUAUCUAUUUUGGAAAAGAAACUUCUUUUCAGGAUUGUGGAGGAAACAACCAGGAAUAACGAUGGAGGAAGCUACUGAUGGUAUGUUUCUCAUAACUUUUCAAUCAGAAUUUGUUAAACAAAGGAUUAUUAGAGGUCAACCAUGGCAUUUUUUGGGUCAUUAUCUGUCGCUUGUGGAGUCAUCUGGGAUUAAUCAGGUUGUAGUGGAGGAUUUUAAGAAUAUUUCGUUUUGGAUCCAAGUUCAUGGUAUUCCUAUAAAAAACAUUAAUGAAACUUUGGGUCAAAAAUUGGAAUGAUAAUAGGAAUUUUUGCUGAAUAUGAUGCUGAAAACUCAAGAACUUUUAUGCGAAUUAGAGUACUUUGGGAUAUAAAUCGUCCUUUAUUAAGGGGAAUGUUAUUUGAGGGGGAGGACCAACUAUCUAAUAUGUGGAUCUCUUUUAAGUAUGAAAGGCUAAAUACUUUUUGCAAGUUUUGUGGUCUAUUGGAUCAUGUUCAUACCGAGUGUGUAGCACUUUUGGAGGAGAUCGAGGCAGGAACUCGACCAAUCUUACAGUACGAUGAUAAAAUCAAAACAACUGGUUUAGAUCAUAUGUUUUCGCCGGUUCGCUCCUCAACUACUGGAGGACCUAUACAUAAAUCAGUGACUCAAAUGGCUAAGGAUGUUGCCCUAAAGAAGGCUAGUAAUGCAGUGCUGGGAUUAACCACUAAGAGGCAGAAAAUCUUCAUAUCUGAUCAAGAGCAAGGGACAACUUACACUCAGAGAGCUAUAAGUAAGGAAGAAGUUUCUUUGCUAAAUCAGAAACCGAUUGAUUCAAAUAAGAGUGAUUAUACUAAUAUUGCCUUCAUAGAGAGUGGUAAUGCAGCUGAGAAAACAAGAAAUUCAGAGCUAUCAAAGGGGAAAACAAUUGAAGUGGGGGCUAACUCUGGAUCAAAAGGGAAGACUAAAAAUUCAAAGGCAUAAAACUCAUUGACAAAUGAGAUAGGAUUGCUAUUACUAAGUAUUUCAAUAAAUGUGUGGGCUGUUUUCUAGCUAAAAGUAGACUAUUAUUGGGUGUUUUUUAAUGUUAUGUUGUGUGUUUAUUUCAAGAACAUAAGUCAUGGAUGUUUUCUGGUUUUAAGUAUAUGUUUCUCUUGUCAUAUUUUAAAGCGUAAAUUUCCUAUUUUAUUCCUCAAAUUUUAAAAAUA
This is a messenger RNA of Cannabis sativa, 2674 nucleotides long. RefSeq lists its product as uncharacterized. The record is from RefSeq and is a predicted model, not a curated record. Bases 1782 to 2450 code for a protein of 222 amino acids. Lineage: Eukaryota; Viridiplantae; Streptophyta; Magnoliopsida; Rosales; Cannabaceae. The transcript is spliced from 3 exons.